This is a messenger RNA of Galendromus occidentalis (western predatory mite), 717 nucleotides long. It is a transcript of the gene Cox11, whose product is annotated as Cytochrome c oxidase copper chaperone COX11. Gene Ontology annotation, cellular component: mitochondrial inner membrane. The transcript has 4 exons. Gene Ontology annotation, molecular function: copper ion binding. NCBI's taxonomy places the organism in Eukaryota, Metazoa, Arthropoda, Arachnida, Mesostigmata, Phytoseiidae. Bases 31 to 717 code for a protein of 228 amino acids. The record is from RefSeq and is a predicted model, not a curated record.
UUCAUUGGUCUUCGUGCGCGGUCGCGAAUUAUGUGCUUGAGGGCGCUGGGGCGACUGAGUACCCAGUGUUUAUUGAAGCAUCCUAAAGUAUUGAUUACUAAACGCAUCUCACGGACUAUUAGUGACAAGCGGGCCGUCAUCGGUAACCGCACUGCCGUGUACUAUACAACUUCGCUUGUUCUGGUCGUUGGUGGUCUGAGUUAUGCAGCUGUUCCCCUCUACCGGAUAUACUGCCAGGCGGCAGGCACCGGAGGACAGGCCGCUUUUCUUGGUCCGUCCACCGAAGACGCUGGUAGCAAGGUGGAAACGAUGACCGCGGUGAAGCACAGGACAAUCACAGUGAGCUUCCAGGCUGACACCGCAUCUGGGAUGAGGUGGAAUUUCAAGCCCCAACAGAGCUCCGUCCGGCUUCGACCCGGUGAGACGGUGUUAGCCUUCUAUUCCGCCAAAAAUCCCUUCGAUAAACCCGUGGAUGGUAUUGCUACAUACAACGUGAUGCCUUUCGAAGCCGGCAAAUACUUCAAUAAGAUUCAGUGCUUCUGCUUUGAAGAACAAAGACUCAAUCCGGGUGAAGAGGUGGACAUGCCCGUUUUCUUCUAUAUAGAUCCGGAGUACGCUGAAGACCCGAAAAUGGAAAAUGUCGACCAAAUAACGCUGUCGUAUACUUUCUUUGAAUCGAAACCAGGUUUGAAUCUACCCGUACCGACCAUUCGUUAG